This is a messenger RNA of Cuscuta epithymum, 808 nucleotides long. NCBI's taxonomy places the organism in Eukaryota, Viridiplantae, Streptophyta, Magnoliopsida, Solanales, Convolvulaceae. The record is from the annotation of a GenBank genome assembly.
CACUCUUUAAUUUGUUCAAGAGUUUCCCGCUGAUAAUAAAAGUAUAAAUUGGAAGAACACAGUAUACAUAUGGGUUUGACGGGAAACGAAAGCCAGCUGAGGAGCCGAGCCGAGUGGGACGGCAGCGAGGAAGGCGACAGCUUAUUCGCGUUGCAGCUAGCAACCGCUGCAGUGCUUCCCAUGGCGCUGAAGGCAGCGGUGGAGCUGGACCUGCUGGACCUGAUGGUAUCACUUGAAAGAAGCAAUACUUGAGGGUGGGAUACCAUUCAACAAAGGGUAUGGGAUGAGUCCAUUUGAAUAUCCCAAAACAGACACAAGGCUCAACAAGAUCUUCAAUCAUGCAAUGUCAGAUCACUCUACCCUUACUAUGAAAAAAAUUCUAGAAGGUUACAAGGGAUUCAAAGGGCUCAAAUCAUUGGUGGAUGUAGGUGGCGGGACCGGCGCCACUCUUAACAUGAUUCUCUCUAAACAUCCAAAUAUUAAGGGCAUUAACUUUGAUUUGCCUCACGUUAUUAAUGAUGCACUUCCUUAUCAUGGAAUUGAGCAUAUCAGUGGAGACAUGUUAGUGAGAGUGCCCCAAGGCGAUGCCAUUUUUAUGAAGUGGAUAUGUCAUGAUUAUUGGAGUGAUGAUCAUUGUCUAAAGUUCUUGAAGAAUUGCUUUGAAGCACUUCCGGAUGAUGGGAAAAUGAUCAUUGCAGAUUACAUUCUACCAGAACAACCAGACACAUUCCACGCAGAAAAAGGUGUGAUCCAUACUGAUAUUCUCAUGUUAGCAUAUUGUGUCGGCGGGAAAGAGAGGACUGAGAAA